AAGUACGUCUUCCAAAUGACGGCUAGUUUACUAAAAAUACAUAAUCAAUGCCCUGCUGUUGACUUGCUGAACAUUCAAGAAGAAGAAGAAUAUACCUUAAAUAUUUUAUUGAAUACUGAGUGGUAUUUAAAAGAAGAAUUUUGGAUAUUAUUUUAUUCUUCUUCAAUUUGGAAAAAAGGACGAAACUUGAUAACAACUUUAAUGGAUUUGAUGGUAGAAGAAAAUGUUAGUUCGCUAGGAACAGCUGCAGACGCACAACACCAAACGCCGACUACCAUGACGAAUGUAAUUGCAUCAACGCCUACUAGUAAUGAUAGUCGACUAACUCCAAACAAUGGCUGCAGAAGUGCUGCCACAUCGGAAUCGUCUUCAUCGGUUAUUACACCGUCAGGUAUAGCUGACGAUACCUUACUUGUCGAAAUAUCGGAUGCCUUAAGUGAAAAAGAUAAAGUUAAAUUUACGGUACAUACACGUACGACAUUACCAGGGUUCGCCAAAUCAGACAAUAAUGUCGUGCGCCAGCACGAAGAGUUUGUAUGGUUACACGAUCGGUUUGAGGAAAAUGAAGAUUAUGGCGGUUAUAUUAUACCACCUUGUCCCCCAAGGCCAGAUUUUGAUGUAUCUCGCGAAAAGUUACAACGUCUGGGUGAAGGUGAAGGCAAUAUGACCAAAGAAGAAUUCAAAAAGAUGAAAUCGGAAUUAGAGGCGGAGUAUUUAGCCACUUUUAAAAAAACCGUUGCUAUGCAUGAAGUGUUUUUGCGACGUCUAGCAAAUCAUCCCGUCUUUCGUGUAGAUCCUCACCUCAAAGUCUUUUUGGAGUACGAUCAAGAUUUGUGCGCUAAACCGCGAAAAAAGACUGCUAUAUUCGGCGGUUUAGUCAAAUCGAUUGGCAAGACUACCGAUGAAAUAAUAUUCGGCGUAACGGUGCGCGACGUUAAUGAUUUCUUUGAAAACGAAUUGCAGUUUCUCACCGAGUAUCAUGGUCAUUUGCGAGAGGCGGCCUUGCGGACAGAAAGAAUGACGCAAAGACAUAAAGAAAUUGGUGAAUGUCAUCAGAAACUUUCGAACGCUCUGGCGCAGCUGUCUACAACAGAAAAGGGUUUAAUGGAAACCUUUUGUGCUAAAACUGCUGAAAUUUUUGAAAAAGUCAAAAAUCUUGAAGUACGAGUUGCUAGCGAUCAAGACCUUAAACUUGGCGACACUUUACGUUAUUAUCAACGUGAUAGCGAAGCAGCGAAGGCAUUGCUGAUAAGACGUUUGCGCUGUCUUGCUGCGUACGAAGCCACUAAUCGAAAUUUGGAAAAAGUUCGUGCUAAAAAUAAGGAUAUCCACGCGCCUUUGGAAGUACAAGAGGCAGAGGCUGCUCAAGCAGAAGCGUGUGAAAAAUUUGAAGCCAUGUCCGCUUGUGGCAAAGAAGAAUUGGUUGGUUUUCGGAAUCGUCGUGUCCAAGCUUUUCAGAAAAGUUUUGUAGAAUUGGCCGAUUUAGAAAUAAAACAUGCCAAAAGCCAAUAUGAAUAUUUACGCCAAUCUUUGCUCGUCUUGAAGGAAAUCGUUUAAUAGUCAUCGUAAUAUUUUGAUAUGUUUUUAUUUGACAUAUACUUCGACAUUUUCAACAAAAACAAUAUUUUCUUAAGCAAUUAUCAUCUUUAUAAAAAUUUAUCCAAAUCAUUCCACCUAUAUUAGAAUAAAACAUUGCAUUUUUGUUCUAUUAUAAUAGUAAUAAAUAAUACGUAUAUUAUGUAAACCAUAGCUCUGGUUUUAUAGUUUGGAUAACUAACUGUAGCACGUAUUUCAAAACGUGGUGACAGCAAAUUAAUUAAAUGCUUAGGAAAAAUCGCCACAUCGGCUGGCAAACACAAUUUCUCUACAUAAUGCUUAACCAAUUUGAUCAUAUGGGGGCAUUUAUAUUUUCGAAUACCAAUAUUUUUGGAAAGCACGCUUAUUUGAUGUCUUAAGUUCUGAAAAGAAAUAAAAUCAUGAAUGAUAGACAGGCAGUCAGUUCGAAAAACAUAGUUAGAAGAAAGAAGAAAUUCCAUUCCUACAUUCUCUCUUACAACAUUCUUAAAGAAGCAUAUGAAACAAAAACAAAAAAAAAAAA
Messenger RNA from Glossina fuscipes, 2098 nucleotides. RefSeq names its product sorting nexin-32 (gene Snx6). The coding region runs from base 16 to 1557 and encodes 513 amino acids. The transcript has 8 exons. Gene Ontology annotation, biological process: phagosome-lysosome fusion involved in apoptotic cell clearance. Gene Ontology annotation, molecular function: phosphatidylinositol binding. The record is from RefSeq and is a predicted model, not a curated record. NCBI's taxonomy places the organism in Eukaryota, Metazoa, Arthropoda, Insecta, Diptera, Glossinidae.